AUGGAGAAAUGGAGACAUUCUAUUUAUGAACCCCCAAGCAUAUUCUUAGAAAAAAAACGAACUGCAUAAUAUAGAAGACUUGAUCCAUUAUUUGCACCUCCAUUGACAAAGUUUGAUCAUAAGGCCUUUGACUAAUUAUUUAAAUCAUAAGCUAACUAACACUUAAGGGUCAGAAAUCUUUCAUUACAAUCUGAGAGAGUAUAAGAGACACCAAAAUAACUAGGAUUGGAGGAUAUUGUCUAUAAAUUACAAAAAAUUCGAAAACUCCGGAAUACAUGA
Messenger RNA from Paramecium sonneborni, 279 nucleotides. The record is from the annotation of a GenBank genome assembly. Lineage: Eukaryota; Ciliophora; Oligohymenophorea; Peniculida; Parameciidae.